Molecule: messenger RNA, 2281 nt
Organism: Oncorhynchus masou masou (cherry salmon)
Lineage: Eukaryota; Metazoa; Chordata; Actinopteri; Salmoniformes; Salmonidae
Product: gamma-butyrobetaine dioxygenase-like
Exons: 8
Coding region: 135-1505 (456 amino acids)
Biological process (GO): carnitine biosynthetic process
Cellular component (GO): mitochondrion
Molecular function (GO): iron ion binding; gamma-butyrobetaine dioxygenase activity
Source: RefSeq, a predicted model, not a curated record
UUAUGUCAUUCACCCACGUGCUAACCUUUCCCCUAGUUUGACAGUCGGCACUGCAAUUUUGAUAGACGCUUCGUUGACAAAGAACAUUCAAAAGUUUAAAAGCCUACCAAAGUAAUACAGGUCCCGGUUCGAGGAUGUGGACGACCACUAUAGCACGAUGUUCCCUGCCGACCAUGCUCAAGCGAAGCUCCGUCUUGGCCUGCUAUGACUUGAGUGCUGGGGGUAGGCCUGGUUGGGCAGCUGCCAUCUCCUCAUCUCCUUCUCUUCACCUGACCUGGAGGCAGCUCCGUGGGCACGGGACCCAGGCACCCUCCCCGCUCCCUUCCAACGCCCUAGGGGACAGCCCUGGGGUGAGGCAGGUCCGGGCCCUGGAGCAGGAAAGGCUGCUGGAGGUUGAGUGGGAGGGUAGCGGACAGAGCCUGUACCCGUACACAUGGCUUAGGGACAACUGUCAAUGCCCACUUUGUACCCUGCAGUCAGCCCAGGCUCGCAGCCUGCUGCUCUCCCAGCUGGACAUCCACACUGGGGUCGACCGGGUGCAGGUUACUGACAACAACAAGGUGUCCAUAGUGUGGCCGGACCAGCACACCAGCGAGUUUGACCCAGAAUGGCUGAGGAAACGGUGCUUCUCUCCUGCUGCCAGACAAGCUCUACAAGAGGAGCUCUUCCUAAACGAGCGUACGUACUGGGACUCAGAGCUGCGAAUCCCCACGGCCAACUUCGAGGAGGUCCUCCACGACGACAAGGCCGCCCUGGCCUGGCUGCUGGCUCUACGCCGCGUGGGCAUUGUCUACCUGAAGGGGGCGCCGGUGGAGCAGGGUCAGGUGGCCCGACUCAGCCAGAGGAUCGGAUACCUCCGACUGACGUUCUAUGGGCACACAUGGCAGGUGCAGGACAAAUCCCAGGCUAACAACGUGGCCUACACCUCUGGCAAACUCAGUCUCCACACUGACUAUCCAGCACUGCACUACCCACCUGGAGUGCAGUUCCUGCAUUGCCUGAGCCAGGCUGGCGAGGGCGGGGAGAGUGAAGCGGUGGACGGCUUCCACAUGGCAGAUCAGCUGAGGAGAGAAGACCCCGAGGCCUUCAGGACCCUCACCUCCCUGCGGGUGGACUUCACCGACACAGGGUCCGACUACUGCGACUUCAUGGUGCAGUCCAAGAACCACAUCAUAGAUGUUGACAGUGAUGGGCGGGUGGUCCGGAUCAACUACAAUAAUGCCACCAGGGACUCUGUGCUGGACCUCCCCCUGCACCAGGUCCAGGCCUUCUACAGCUCCCUCAAGGCCUACGUCCAGCUGAUGAUGCGACCAGAAAACAUGCUCACCUACAAGAUGGAGCCUGGCGACCUGGUCACCUUUGACAACUGGCGCCUGCUCCAUGGGCGGAAGAGCUUUCAGAGCCACCCAGACCGGAUGAGACACCUGGAGGGAGCCUACCUGGACUGGGACGAAGUCAUGUCUCGCCUGCGGAUACUCUUCAAGUCUGUCCACGGAGAGAGCUAGACCCGCCAAUCCCCCAGAACAAAGCCUCCUCCAAAUAUAUAGAACCGCGUCAAUCUACAUCAGGGCUCUCCAACCCUAAUCUAGUGCACCUAAUUCUAAUAAUUAGCUCAUUGAUAAGCUGAAUGAAUCAGUUUAGUUGCAACUGGGAGUGAAACCCUCCUGUAGGUUAUCUCUCCAGGAACAGGGUUGGAGAGCCCUGAUCUACAUAAUUUAUGAGCGGCCAAAAGAGGCAGAGUCUAAUUGUCUAGCGGGCUACCGCUACUCGUGUGUGGGUCAAGAUGGCUGCCAGUCUUUUGAACAGAGUGACAUGUGGGCAAAGUGCAAGAAGAUGGGGGAAAAGGGUUGAGCACUUCCCUAAAUGAUAAACACUCCCCUUUAUAAGUAGCAUACCUACGAAGAAUCUGUCUUUAACUGUAUGAAGCUGGUAGACUAUAGUGCCUUUGUUCCUAGGGUUGUGUAAGCAAACAUAUUGAGCUAUUUUUCUAAUCGGCCUGUGUUCUGCUGGUCAAAAUGUUGUAGCACUUUACAUCAACUUCUCAAUGUCUUAAGGGUGUCAUAUCAACAAGAGGUGAUGAAGUUUUUGACAUUUUCUACCUCUUGUAUCCAGUAGUAUAGUUCAGUUUCAGCCAUCUAACCUUAAGGAAAAAAAUUGUGUAUAGCACUUGUAUCAGCCCCAGAAAUCAAUCCUUUUUUUAGUAACUCUCUUUACAAUAACUCUCCAUAUGUAAAAUGUAUGCACAUGCACGUUUGGAUUAAAGCAUCUGCUAAGGGAUUAA